AUGUCGGUUUUGCGUGCAGAAAAGAACAUCCUGCAAGCUCCGCGCCUGGUCACUAAACUUUCCAAUACAACUGGCAGACUGCUCAAGACGCGAAUUGCCGAACACGCGGCAGCAGUGCGGCGAAAUAAUGCCAAUUCUCAAGCUGCGGCUCAUUCGAUGAGACCUGGCCACACGUUCAAAUUUGAUGAGGCCGAAAUUCUCGCAAGAGGUGACAAUAGGGUGAGCCGAGAAUUACUUGAGUCAUGGUUCACGGGCCCUCAAUCCAUAUUCGCUGCUGGGACUCAAUUUGGCCAAAGCAAGUCGUCACUUGGGGAACGGACAGGUCACCGCGUCAUCCUACGCCAACACCGAAGGGCCGGAUGGCCGAGCACUCAUCACGCUCAAGUCCACCACACGUGA
Dibothriocephalus latus is the source of this 399-nucleotide messenger RNA. NCBI's taxonomy places the organism in Eukaryota, Metazoa, Platyhelminthes, Cestoda, Diphyllobothriidea, Diphyllobothriidae. The record is from the annotation of a GenBank genome assembly.